Penicillium olsonii is the source of this 1995-nucleotide messenger RNA. The record is from the annotation of a GenBank genome assembly. Lineage: Eukaryota; Fungi; Ascomycota; Eurotiomycetes; Eurotiales; Aspergillaceae.
AUGCCAUUGGUGGAUCCAUGGAUUGAACCGGGUUUGGCACCAACCCCGUCCGUGUCUCUUGAACACCCAGGACACCUGAGGAGGGCAGGCUUCUCUCUCUCCAGGGCUAUCCAUGAUCAUCGUUCAUUUGAAGCGACUGGGAUAAUAUCCACCCUCAUCUAUCUUACUUUGCGCUUCAGUGGCCUCGUUGCCCAGUGUUUACACCUUCCUAGUCCCGAACCCUACCUAACGGACAUCGGGAUGAAUCCCGCUCGACAUCCGGCAGGGACCCCUGCACCGUAUGGCCAUGCGUGCCAGAACUGUGCACGUGCCAAGUGCAGUUGUACUCGGCUUGAACCGGGCGGUGCCUGUGAAAGAUGCAAACGUCUAAAGAAAGACUGCCAGCCGGCGCCGAGAGUCCGGAGGCCCAACCAGCGUUCAUCGGCUGCCAAAAUCGCCAAACUUGAGGCUAAGGUGGAUCAUGUUCUGGCUACUUUGCCUACGCUUCAAGGAAGUACAGCCCCGGGACUGCCGAAUUGGGAUCCUACGGCUCUUGCGCAGACCCAAUAUGAUGGCUUCGACCAGUCUAAGUUAGGAGCGGCUCCAACUCCCACAAGCAUAUCAUCUUCCUCUACUGGCAACAAAGAGAUAUUCGCAGCACCUUUUCUACCUGCCCGCAAUGAAGUCUUGUCGCUGCUGUACGUCCCACCCGCCAUGGCCCAGGAAUACCUCGAUCAGUUCCGCACCCAUCACCUGCAAUAUCUCCCCUUCGCCUACAUCCCACCCGACAUGACCUCUGAUCAACUUCAGGAUAAGUUGCCGUUCUUUUGGGUUUGCAUCAUGGAAGUGCUUACUCCACUAGACGCGGGCAAGGGAGAUUGCUUCGGAAGAAUCGCCAAAUACAUUCACCAGAGAGUCAUGGUCGAUGCCGCACCCAGUAUGGAUCUUCUUCUUGGGAUGAUGACCUUCAUAUCAUGGGGUGCAUACUCGAAGAAGCCUUUCCUAAACUCCUAUGUCCACAUGCUGAUGGGGUUGGUCGCUGAACUUGGGAUCAAUCAGUCAGCGUCGGGGUCAAAUUCUAUCAUGCAGGAUUUCAAGUUUGCCAUCGGCAUGAAGCGAAAUGAAUCCGGGAUCAGGACACUUGAAGAGCGGCGAGCCGUGUUGGGCUGCUUCUUGAUAUCAUCCAGUACUGCAAUUUCUUUGUCUCGGAUUGACGCCAUGCGGUGGACACCACACAUGGAAGAAAGUCUGUCAGUACUCACCGAGGCGAAAGAGUGCUUAGAAGAUGAGAUUCUGGUGGCGAUGGUCAAGAUUUACUUGGUCCUGGACAGAAUGUAUCAUGUUCGACGUGAUGGCGAAACCAUCAACCCCCCUUCCUUCUAUUUGAAAACGUUCCAAAUGCAACUCGACGCCGUGAAGCAGGAAAUUCCAGGCAAUGUUCAGCUUCACAGGGCCAUACAGUUGUACUUUUACAGUGCCGAGUUUACAAUCAAUGAGCUCGCACUCGACCCCUCCGUUACCCCCCAUCUACCUGAUCUCGAACGCAUCGAGAGGCUCUAUGCCUCUCUCCUAGCAACGCAAUCCUGGCUAGAUGUCUGGCUAGAUUUGAAGGCAGUUGAGUACAUGCAAGUGUCCUCAGUUGUCUUCUUCCAGUGGGCCCGAGCCAUUCUCAAUCUCUACAGGUUGACCACACUGGAAGAUCCCGCCUGGAGCAAGUCUUUUGUUCAAGAAACGGCCAACAUUCUCGACUUCUUGAACAGCGCCAUAGCAGCGGUCAAAGAGUACCCGGAAUACCUCCAUUCCGAAGAAGGACGAGAUAUCAAUCUGCUCGAGAAGGGACUUAAAAUGAUGGAAGCAUUGAAGUCCAACUGGGAGCCAAAAUUGUUCGAUCUCUGGGGAAUGUCUAUGCCUGCGAACGAAAUUGACGAGAACUUGAUCCAGCCCAAUGCACUGCCUCCUGGUUAUUUGCACCCGAUUGACGAAGCCUGGAUGAUGGAAUUCCUCGGAGCUACCUGA